UGUAUACCUACAUACUUGAGGCUGUGGGCUUCUCUACCUAGGUAUCUAAGUAAGGCGUGCAGCUCCGCCAUCAACGUCGUCAGGGUCUACCCAAUCCGCUCCAGGUUGUACCUGACCUGGCUGCAUAGCCCGAAGCUGUUAUGUCAGCCCCCAAAGCCACCUGCGUGUAACCUAUCUACCUCUACCUACCUACAUCGUGGCAUCUCCAUCCAUAAAGUCGGAUACACACGCGCAAGUAAUUCUCAAGUGGGCAGCCAUGAACGUGUGAUGUCUGGCGCAUAAAACUGGCUGGCCUCGUUUCCGUCUUGGCAGAUUGGUUUGAUGGAGCAAUACGAACUCCCAGACUCCUCCACCUCCCGCCGGGACCAACGCUCCAGAAUGUCCCCCGGCGAGCUUGCGGACAACCCACGAGAAGACAGCAAUCUGCACAAAAGAACACUCUUCAAAUUGGAUUGCUUGCUUCUGCCAUUCCUUGCGCUCCUGUUCCUCUUCAACUCACUCGAUAAAUCGAAUAUUGGCAAUGCCGAAUCCGCGCACUUCACGAGCGAUAUUGGUCUUGCGAAGAAUGACCUCAAUACCGCGGUAGCCCUCUUCUUCGCCUUUUUUGUAGGGCUGCAGCCAGCUGGUGCGGCGUUAGGUCGGAAGUAUGGAAUGGUAUUCUGGGUACCUUCGUGUAUGCUGCUUUGGGGUGUUGCGACAGCUCUUCACGUCUGGGUCCGCUUCCGAUGGCAGCUCUACCUUUUGCGCAUAAUCAUAGGAAUACUGGAAGCCGGCUUCUAUCCAGUCACCGUUUCCUACCUAUCUCUGUUCUACACGCGCUUCGAAUUCGGACGGCGUCUCAGUCUAUUCUACGGCCAGGCUGCAGUUGGCGGAGCACUCGGCGGAUUGAUCAGUUAUUUGGUCUUCUCUCGCUUUCCCCGAAAGACGGUCGAAGAUCAUGGGAAGGAUGGACAUGAUCAUAACGGUUGGCAGUCCUGGCAAGUGCUGUUCUUGCUUGAGGGCUCUCUGACCAUAUUGGUUGCCUUGCUUGGAUAUUUCUGGCUUCCUCACGGGGCUGAUACUGCCUGGUUCCUUACACCAGAAGAGCGGGUUUAUGCUUCCCAGCGGGUUAUUCAAGAUCGCAACGCUCAGGCAGAACCUGCGGUCUCGUACGACGAAGCACACCACGAGCACGAAGAGCGCCACGAGCACCAUUCAGAUUAUGACGAAGAAUCGCGUGGAUUGCUACGUCCAUCAACCCAAACCCGUGGUGCGACAUCCGAUGUAAUCGACGAUCGAGGAUUGUCGCCAAACGACAUAGUAUCUGCAUUUCUUUCCCCGAGGAUAUGGCAUUUACUCAUCUGCAAUGUCCUCUCGUCGAUUCCAGUUUACGCAUUUCAAGUGUUUCUCCCUCUGGUCCUGGCUCCUUUGACAGGUACUCCGAACCCCGCAUUCGUCAACCUCAUGACAGCGCCUCCAUAUGUUUGCGGUGCCAUAACUCUAUACCUAUUUGCAAGCUAUAGUGACCGCCAUAGAAAGCGCUUGAUACCCAUUCUCGCCGGCCUUGCGCUUUUAUUAAUUGGCCUAACACUGGUCGUGGCACUACCCACAUCUAAGGGCUGGGCAAUCCCUCGCUACCUCGCGCUGAACGUGCUUCUCUCCGGUACUUUCAUCGCAUCUCCUCUAACCGUAGCCUGGAUAUCAGGGAACACCCCGUCUCCUGGUAAACGUGCCCUUCUCCUCGGAAUCAAUGGAUGGGGAAAUCUGGCAGGUGUCUUUAGUGCCCUGCUCUUCAAACCGAAGUAUGCAGAAGAUGGAUACAUCAUACCGUUCUGGUGGACCCUUGUCUGCGUUUCGCUCGCCGCAGCCGGGUACGUUUUAUUCUGGCAUAACCUGAGGCUCGAAAACAAGCGGAGAUCCCGCAUAUUAGAAGAUUGGGAGGCCGACGAUGUCGAGCUGGAGAGGGACGAAGGGAGAGGUCCGUUGCCGGCGGGUCGACGUCCAUUGAUUAUGGUUCUGAAUGGAUUGAGGAGGAUCGAGCGCUUGAGGUUUGUUGCUGAAUGGUUGGAGGAAGCCACUCAGAGCGGCCGACAAGGUGACGAGAAACUGACAUUUGUUUAUGGUUUAUGAUUUACUAAGACGCUCCUGAUUUUGCAUGAUGAUGUCGACGAGGUUUCAGGCGCACGGCGGUCAUAUUGUUGGAUACCCUCUGGAUCUUUUGAUCCACCAUAGCAAUUAUUUUGAUUUAACAACCUUCUUGGCCAGACAGAGAUACCAUUUCUCGAUUGUUCUUGUUACCGUUGGACAGUGGAUAACCAAAAUAGGAGGGUAAAACAAAAGCAGCCUUCUGAGAGCCUAUGAUGAAAUCGAGAUCAUGAAG
Messenger RNA from Aaosphaeria arxii CBS 175.79, 2359 nucleotides. RefSeq names its product MFS general substrate transporter. Bases 379 to 2109 code for a protein of 576 amino acids. The transcript is spliced from 3 exons. NCBI's taxonomy places the organism in Eukaryota, Fungi, Ascomycota, Dothideomycetes, Pleosporales. The record is from RefSeq and is a predicted model, not a curated record. Gene Ontology annotation, molecular function: transmembrane transporter activity. Gene Ontology annotation, biological process: transmembrane transport. Gene Ontology annotation, cellular component: membrane.